Messenger RNA from Magnolia sinica, 2979 nucleotides. RefSeq names its product RINT1-like protein MAG2L. The record is from RefSeq and is a predicted model, not a curated record. Gene Ontology annotation, cellular component: Dsl1/NZR complex. The transcript is spliced from 4 exons. Lineage: Eukaryota; Viridiplantae; Streptophyta; Magnoliopsida; Magnoliales; Magnoliaceae. Gene Ontology annotation, biological process: regulation of ER to Golgi vesicle-mediated transport; endoplasmic reticulum to Golgi vesicle-mediated transport; retrograde vesicle-mediated transport, Golgi to endoplasmic reticulum. The coding region runs from base 103 to 2595 and encodes 830 amino acids.
AGCGUUUUUCUGCAAACCCAAACGCGAUUCCCACCGAUUUUGAAAUAUCUGGGGCUUUUUUUAGGGUUUUUUCUGCUGCUUCUGAUCAAGAUCCUGUCAUCCAUGGAAUUCCUGAAUCCCUUCAACCUCUCUCCAAAUCUCUUAUCCUUCCUCAAUGAGCAUUUCAAGACCCGCGAAGAUCUGUCUAGGGUUCCAGCUCUCGUGUCAAAAUUGAAGGGAGAUUGUGUGGAUUUGGAUCGAAGCCUCAUAAGCCUGCAGAAGAAGCUGUCGUCGACCGUCGACGCUUGGAUUUCCCGAUCCAGUGGCAUCGAAUCUAGUCUUCGUCAGAUCAAUCGCGGGCUGGAAAGCUUCGAUCUUUGCCUCUCUCGAGGCAAGAAGGGGAAGAUGAGUUUGAGGAAAAUACGAAAGAUUUUACAUGAGGAAUUGCCUUUGCUUGCAAAGGAAAUGGUUCAGAUUGAGACAAUCCGUGUUUAUGCCGAGACAACUCUGCAGCUGGAAGCUCUAGUUGGAGAUCUUGAAGAUGCAGUUUUUGCUGUUGUUAGUCAAAGAUCGAGGACUAUUUUCACAUUGAAUCUUUCAAAUGCAUUGAAUCCAACUGAUUUCCAAUUGAAGCAAGAAAAGCUGCUGCUUGCCAUAAAAGUUAUGAAGGAGAUAGAGGAAGUUUUAGUAAAUGUUGUGAAAUCCAUGCCAAAGUGGAGUCAUCUUCUCAAGGCUGUCGAUUCCAGAGUGGACAAAAGUUUGUCUAUUCUCCGGCCACAAGCUCUUGCAGACCAUCGAUCGCUACUUGCAUCUCUCAGAUGGCCACCUCCCCUUUCGACAUCAAGCCUGGACAAGGCAGAAAGCUUGGAAGUUCCAAACCCACUGCUGCUGAUGCAUGGAGAUAAGAAGGAAAGGUAUACCCAGAGCUUCCUAACGCUCUGUGCUUUGCAGCAUUUUCAGGCUCAGAGGGAAUUGAGACAGCAGGAUCUUUUUAGAUGCAAGAAUGGGCAUUCAGAUUCCGCAGAACCAUACAACAAUCUGGGCCUUGAUUGCAGUCUUUGGACCAUUGAUGAGCUAGUUUCUCCUAUCGCAUCGAGAACAGAACACCAUUUUUCAAGAUGGUCCGAUCAACCUAAGUUCAUGUUCGCUCUCGUCUAUAAGAUUACUCGGGAUUUCAUAGGAGUGGAUGAUGUUUUGCAACCUCUAAUUGAUAAAGCAAGGCUUGUGGGCUACAGCGCUAGGGAAGCUUGGGUAUCGGCUAUGGUGAAAAUACUUUCCGGGUACCUAUCGAAGAGGAUCUUUUCCGUUCUUGCUGAAAGAUAUCAUAAUCGGAACAGGAAUUCAGAAACUGUUUCUUCAUGGCUUCAUCUAGUUGACCUCAUCAUUUCUUUCGAUAAGCAGAUGCAAGUGCUUGCAAGUUCCGGAACGCGUCUUUUUGUUGGGGAGUCUACUGGAUUUGGUGGUUUCUCAAGAGGGUUAUCAGUGCUGUCAAUAUUCUGUGAUCGGCCUGAAUGGCUAGACAUAUGGGCCGCAAUAGAGCUAAAGGACGCCGAGGAAAAGCUAAAAACUGAGCUGGCAGACGACAAAGCAUGGACGGUCAUUAUAAAAAAAGAGGCCGAGUUUGUCCAUGAUACAGAAACCGAGUCAUUUCUUCUCUCCACCAGAGAAGACUAUAAAGCUCCAUUGAUCGUAGAGUCCGUUGUUCGAAUUGCAUGGACCAUGAUAGAAAGAUGCCGAAUGCUGCCAAGCAUCUUAAUGCGAGUGUGCUUUAUCAGGUCAUCCGUGUCUAGAUUUCUAUGGUGGUUUUUCAGACUGUUGCUUCACAGCUGUCAGGAACUAGAAUCCUCAACUGCCUAUGUAGACGACGAUGCCUUACUGAGAAUUGCCAGUUCAAUCAAUGCGGCCCGCUACUGUGAAUCCGUCCUGCGGGAAUGGAGCGAGGGUAUCGAUUUCCUGGAGAUGAGAAUCGCCGAAGGCCGUGCUUUGCGCGGGAUAGAAGAUGACCCGGAUUGGCAAACCUUUUUUGUAGGCGAAAUAAACACGUUGAUGAAGUUGGAGACUGAAUGGGUUGAGGAGAUAUUGGCUUAUAUCCUGCGGCAAUUUAACAUUCUAUGCUGGGAUUACAUCCAGAACGGAAACCAAUGGGAGCAAGAAGAAGAACAAGAAGAAUCUGGUUUUGAUGCAGCUGUAUCUGUCGAGCUUGUCGAGGCAUUGGACGCUUUGCGAGAUAGGCUUCGUGUAUUGAAAAUGGGUUUGAAUUCUAAGGAUUUCUUGGACUUAUGGAGAAGUGUGGCAGGUGGGCUCGACCAUUUUAUGUUCAGCAGUGUCCUGCUGAGCGGUGCGGAAUUUUCAGGCCGUGGGAUCAGACGGUUUAGAGCUGAUGUGCGGGCACUGUUCCUUGUUUUCCAGCCCUUUUGUGCCCGGCCGGAAGCCUUUUUUCCAUGCAUAAGCAAUUCAAUGAAGCUGUUAGAAAUGGGGUGGGGAGAUGUGAAGCAGUUGAUGGGAGUCUUAUCAAAAGGUGAAAGGAGAAUAGAAUGCUUGCAAAUGCAUGGAGUGUUCCAUGUAUCUCCUGCCCAAGUUGAGAAGAUUUUGAGGAAUAGGAAGUUUGGCGGGUGAUCUUGCAAUAGGCCCCGGCUGGUCCAUCGGUCUUCCAAUCCUUGUCCUAUAUGUGUUUACUUUUUGGCUCGAGCCACCCAUGGUCAGGUAUGGGCCUGAUUUCAAAGGCCAAUUAAUAAAAGGGACACGAUCAGGAGCUACAGGUACCACCAUAAGCGUAGGUGCAGGGGCCCAUGCGAUGUGUUUACUUCAAUGCGCCUAUCAGACGAGUCACCUCAGAAAAUUCAUAGGACCAAUCCAAAACUAUACUUCAGACCAACCCAAAAAUAACAUGGGCCACAACACUUACUGGUGAGCUCACACCAGAUGCGACUCAACUCGCACAUUGUGAUUAAUCUAGUGGUUGUGAUAUACAUGAUCAUCGCAUGGGUUCUCCCUUGACCA